AUGGAAGAUGUAGCUAUUCUCGUUGCCGUAUUUGAAACUACAUUUAGUGAAUCAAGAUUAAAACGUGAAUUUCGUCGUGUACAGGAUGAAUUUGAUAAUCAACGAGUAUCUGUUGUACGUGAUAAUCGUAUUCAAGGAAUUUCUGCUAAAGAACUUGUUGUUGGUGAUCUGUGUGUUAUAAAAUCUGUUGUUGAAGGAACUGAUCUUAAAGUUGAUGAAAGUUGUAUAACAGGUUCAUAUUUUUCUUUUUUUUUAUGA
This is a messenger RNA of Rotaria sp. Silwood2, 258 nucleotides long. NCBI's taxonomy places the organism in Eukaryota, Metazoa, Rotifera, Eurotatoria, Philodinida, Philodinidae. The record is from the annotation of a GenBank genome assembly.